AUGUCUGUCCUAACCCGCCUAGCCAGUCUCCUGGGCCUGUCAUCCCCAGCCCCAGCUGCACCCCCAGGCGCUGCCCUCGCAGCAACCGUCACAGUACCUGCAUCUUUAGGAUUCGUCCCGGUCGCGAUUCACUUUGGUCUCUUCAAUAUCCUUGUGAGUCAUGGCGGACCUGCGACUGCCGAUGAAGUCUCGGCGACCUGCAAUGCACGUAUCAAAGCCCGAGGGGGGAAUGAGCCUGAACUGAGUACCAGAUUAGCCUCGGACACACUCUACAUCAUGGCUGGACUCGGCCUAGUCGAACGCGUGGCCGAGGACUGCUUCACAGCAAACGCCAUUACGAACCACAUGGUUUCCAUGCCGUCUGCCCAGCAUGGCGCACUGCACUUGACACCCGCUUUGCAUACCCCUUUGCCCUUGCAAUACGCCUAUCGGCUAAUGGGUCAGACCGAGCUGGCGAAGCAGCAUACGUACUCGAUUAUGGAGACCCAGGGUCGCAUGGAUAGUUUCAAUCGUUUCAUGGUCGGCAAGUUCCUAAAGUUCGGAACAUUUCCCGAGCGCAUCAAGUCGAUGGGUUAUGAUUUAGAUGGCGCGUUGGCGGGUGACACUACCACGGGUGCGCGCACCGGCUCCGCUACCAUGGUCGACAUUGGCGGCGGUCGUGGUGAACUCCUCCUCGAGGUCCAGGCUGUAUACCCGCAUCUCGGCCCGGAAGAUCUAAUCGUGCAGGAAUUCAAUGCUGAUAUCGAUAGCGUGCCUGGUGUGCGGCUUAUGGAGUGGAAUUACAAGGAGGCGGCUGAGCAGCCUGUCCGCGGUGCCUGUGUUUACGCGCUACAGCAUAUCCUGCAUAACUUGCCUGACUUGGAUACUGUAGCGUUGUUGCAGAAGAUUUCGCGUGCUAUGGCACCUGGUUCGCGCGUGUUGAUUAUAGAAUAUGCCAAGAAUCUGACUUAUACUUCGCUCCAUGCGAGUAUGAUUGCGUUGUUUGGGGGCUGA
Messenger RNA from Penicillium egyptiacum, 993 nucleotides. NCBI's taxonomy places the organism in Eukaryota, Fungi, Ascomycota, Eurotiomycetes, Eurotiales, Aspergillaceae. The record is from the annotation of a GenBank genome assembly.